Messenger RNA from Sceloporus undulatus (fence lizard), 3734 nucleotides. It is a transcript of the gene BBS1, whose product is annotated as Bardet-Biedl syndrome 1. NCBI's taxonomy places the organism in Eukaryota, Metazoa, Chordata, Lepidosauria, Squamata, Phrynosomatidae. Bases 87 to 1925 code for a protein of 612 amino acids. The transcript is spliced from 17 exons. Gene Ontology annotation, biological process: protein localization to cilium; non-motile cilium assembly. Gene Ontology annotation, cellular component: BBSome; centrosome; axoneme. The record is from RefSeq and is a predicted model, not a curated record. Gene Ontology annotation, molecular function: patched binding; smoothened binding.
UUUCCCGUUGCACCCAUUGGCCUCCGUGGGGUUUCCAUGGCAACGGAUUCUCCCCGAGGCCUACUACUACUACAGCAGGGUUUGCAAUGGCGGCGAAGGCCUCCUCUGGAAGCGGCGGAGAAGGGACUCAAGUGAACUCCAAAUGGCUGGAUGCCCACUACGACCCAGUGGCCAACUUAUACACCUUUUCCUCUUGUGUCACUCUGGCCGACCUGUAUGGUGAUGGGGACUAUAAGCUGGUGGUGGGUGACCUGGGUUUGACAGGGAAUGAGAUGAAGCUGAAGGUGUAUCAGGGCAUAGGCCUCCUGAGCGAGAACGCCCUGCCGGAUUUGCCCGUGAGCGUUGCCACCUUUCUGAUGGAGCAGCAUGAGCCGCGCAUGCCGGCUGUGGCCGUGGCCUCUGGGCCCUUUGUCUACGUGUACAAGAACCUCCGUCCCUACUUCAAGUUUACGCUGCCCCCAAUGGAACUCAACCCCAUGGAAAAGAGUGUUUGGGAACAGGCAAAGGAGGACAAGGUUGACCUGAUGUCGAUGAGAGAGAUGUUGGAGGAGAUACGUGAAAAUGCUGAGAUGCCCUUAUCAGUGCAGUCCUUGAGGUUCUUGACGCUUGACCCUCCUGAGAUGGAACAUUUUGUGAACCAAUAUAAGAUGCAACCAAUCAAGCGCCAGACUGUGAUCACCUGCAUUGCUACCCUGAAGAAGAACAUGGUGGAUGAGGAUGCUAUAAGCUGCUUGGUGAUUGGAACAGAGAACAGUGAAAUCCUGAUCUUGGACCCUGAAGCUUUUACCAUCUUGGCAAAAAUGAUAGUGCCAAGUGUGCCAGCAUUCCUGGAUGUUACGGGACAGUUUGAUGUGGAGUACCGACUUACCGUGGCUUGCCGUAAUGGAUGCAUCUAUAUCCUCCGCAGGGACUCCAAGCGGCCCAAAUACUGCAUUGAACUGAGCGCUCAAGCUGUGGGUUUGGUUCGGAUCCAAAAGAACAUUGUAGCAGCCUGUUCAGAUGAGACGCUCCAAAGCUAUACUCAAAAGGGGAAGAAGCUCUGGGUGGUUUCUUUGCCUGGCACCCCCAUCACUGUGGGUCUCCUCGAUGAGAAGUUCCAGAGCUUUCAGGCUGUCCUGGUGGCUUUGGCCAAUAUGGAGGUCCACAUGUACCGGGACAAGAACCUUGUGAAUGUCAUCCAAACGCAGGAUAUUGUCACCAGUAUCUGCUUUGGCCGAUACGGACGCGAGGAUAACACCCUUGUCAUGACAACCAAAGGUGGGGGUCUGAUCAUCAAGAUCUUGAAACGGACUGCUACGUUCAACAAGGGGGACACAGCGAUUGGCGCCCCUGUUGCGCAAAGCAUCAAACUCAACGUGCCGAAGAAAACAAAACUCUAUGUGGACCAGACAAUGCGGGAGCGGGAGAGUGGCGUGGCCAUGCAUCAGGUGUUCCAGACCGACCUAAGACGCAUUCGUCUCAUGGCAGCACGAGCCUAUGUUCAGGCGCUGGAGUGUAGCAUGACACCUGUCUCAGAGUCACUGCGGGAGCCUCUCAAGAUGAAUGCCGUGGUCCAGGGCAUGGGCCCCACAUUCAAGCUGAGCCUCAACCUCCAGAACAUGUCGGAUACUCAUGCAGUCGCAAACCUUCUCAUCAGCUUCCUCUACGAUGAGAAACUGUACUUCAUUGAACAGCCUUUCUUUAAGGCACCUAUGUUGGUCCCAGGACUGAAUUACCCGCUGGUCACUUUUGUGGAAUGUCUCAGUGACCAAGGGAUCUCAGGUGUUUGUGUUGCGCGAGGGAGCAAAAGUGCCACUGCUCACCGCACACAUCAACAUGCCAGUCAGCGAAGGCCUGGCAGCAUUAUGACCUACUAUCCAAGUGGGAGAAAGACAGCAGGUCUGCCUAUCAGAAGCCUGGGCACCGCAGCAAUAGCAUCUCCAUAGCCAUUGGCACCGUGAUAGGGUUUGCUCAGAGAGGAGUAUCAUGCCAGGGCAACUUAGUGGGGUUCAGGGAGAAUCCACAUUGAGACUACAGGUUAGGCUCAGUUUAGAAAUAGCUUGUCUUCUCGUUUUAGAGAGCGAAAGCUAGGACAGCCAGCUUAAGGCCAGAAAUCCAAUAAAUAUUAACUUCUUCUUAAAUUUGUCUGUGGGUCUAAUAUCACACUUUUGGUUGCGGUUAAAGUUGCACACUGGUGUCUCGCUUCAGUUGCACGUCAUUGCCAUGUAAUGCAAAGAUCGUCUAGAAAAAUUAAUGCGUAACUCUGCAUGCAAAGAUUAUACUGCGCAAUACCGGUCUAGGAUCUGAGAUGAUCCAUUUAUCAAGAGUGGUCUGAGAAACUCCAAGCCGGGGAGAGGAGAGCUUGUGGCCCUCUCAGCAUUAGACUGCAGUUCCCAUCAUUCUUCACUGUUGGCUUUGCUGGCCAAGGCAGUUAGGGAUUCCAGUCCAAUAUCUAUCAAUGUCUGUCCGUCCGUCCAUCCAUCUAUCUGUCCACCCACCCACCUAUCUCUCUCAUCAAUAUGUAUGGAACAGGCAUCAGCUCUCUGCUGAUGUAGCAAAUCCACAAUUCAAACAUGUCACUAUCCUGCUUUUGGUUAUCAAUGUACAAGAAAGGAGGAUGCGCCAUAUUCGGAGACGAGUCUGUUCCAUCUUUGCCCAUUCCUGCAGCUCUCGCAUCCCAAUGCUUUGAGGCUGCAAUUCCAGAAACAUCUGGAGGGCCACAGUUGCCCAUCCCUAACUUUUACUAUCCGGAGGUUCUUCCUAAUGUCAAGUCCUUUCUUUCCUUGACAUUUGAAUCCAUUGAUCAACGCUUUGACCUUAGCAGAUUCAAGCCUGGCACACCAGCAGGUGGCAGGAUUGAAACUUCUGAUGUGUCUCAAGCCUUUAUGCCUCUUUUUUUCCAACUCUCUUGCGUCUGUACAGCAGAGUUUGGGUCUUUCUUUUAAACGGGCGAGUUUCUUUCUUCCAUUUCUCCAUCCCAUGAGAACUGCUGGCUCUUCUUUUUUCCUGUUUUGGAAAGGUUGUAUUUUCUCUUGUCAGGCUGCCAUACUUUUUUCGCCAACGGAGCGGGCGCUUGAAUCGUCCUCUCCAUCAUUGGUGCGGUUUUGUGACUUGCGCCUUUGUGCGUACAAGGUGUGAAUGAGCAAGCGGCAUCCCGACCACAAUCUUCAUCAACAACCCUGUUAUGAGAAGGUGCUAUGUUUCCUCUCGAAAGAGGUAUCUGUUUCUAUAGUCUUCCCUAUCGAGCUCCCCUCCUGGUUUUCUCUCUGCUGCCAGUGCCAUAUAGGGCCUUUUGCCAUGGCUCCACUGCCUUAACAGUGCUAUCAUUGCCACUUUGCAGAAAGUGUUCAGGGUGCCAGGCUAUUUACGAUCAUUUGUGGUCUGUAUGCCCACCUAUUGCAUGUUAGGGGCUCCAUUGAGUAUCCUAUUGCUCCUUCCAAUUCAGAGUAUUCAGCUGUCGAACAUCUCUUCCAGCAAGUCAUUCCAUAGUUUGGGGGCACCUAGAAAAUUUCCUCUGGCUGACAGUUGCCAACCUAGUCCUGGCUGACCAGAGUAAAUGUCCACCAGAGGACCUGAGUGUAUGGGGCGCAUUGUAUGAAAGGAAGUGAUCCUGGACCCAAACCAUGUAGGGCCUGAAAGGUAAUACCCAACACUUGGUGCCUUGCCCAGAAAUUAAUUGACAUCAAGUGGGAUGGUUUUAAUACCUGUGUAAUGUGAUCACUCCUGGAUGCCCCAGUAAUUAGAUAGAUGGAUGG